This is a messenger RNA of Strongylus vulgaris, 246 nucleotides long. The record is from the annotation of a GenBank genome assembly. Lineage: Eukaryota; Metazoa; Nematoda; Chromadorea; Rhabditida; Strongylidae.
AUGUUCAGCGGAAAGACAACCGAACUGAUUCGGAUGCAUGAUCGCUACAGAAUUGCUGGAAGGAAUUGCGUGCUUGUCAAAUACGCCGGUGACACGCGAUACGAUGCCGAGCUAAUUGUGACUCAUAAAAGAGUGACCGCAGAUGGAGCCACUCUGAUUGCGAGAACAUUGAGGGAAGUGCGAAAUCAGCUGUUUGCAAUCGACACAGAAGUAGUGGCGAUCGACGAAGGCCAAUUCGUGCGUUGA